AUGCAGACUCAGCGCAGUGGGCGUUGAAUCGACGGUUUCUCGGAGUUCAUACAUGACUUCCCGAUUAUCCGCACCCAAGUUGGGCUACUUGAAUUUGUGAUAUUUACCCGCCGCAGCGAGCCUACAGCGAUGACCGAAAGCUCCGCGAACAAACUGCUCAACGGAGACGUCUGUCGCCGCACAUCGAGUGGCCAAAAAGCGAGCAAAAAUGGCUUCGUGAAGAACCACUGCCUGUUUCAACAGCCGCAGAAGUAUCGUCGCCCCGGGGAGAAGAACCAACAUGGCACACACAACAACUCAAGCCUGUACAAGAGGCCCUUUGUGGAGUCAUUUGAGCAGACUCCUCUACUGGUGGCCGUGCUUACCUACGUGGGCUACGGCAUCCUCACCAUCUUCGGCUAUCUCCGCGACUUCCUCCGCCACUGGAACAUUGGAAAGUGCAGCAUGGCCCGCGAGCGAGAGGAGCAGAAGGAUUUUGUCCCGCUGUAUCAAGACUUUGAGAACUUUUACACCAGGAACCUAUACAUGCGCAUCCGAGACAACUGGAACCGUCCCAUCUGUAGUGUCCCUGGGGCGAAGAUGGACCUGGUGGAGCGGGUUUCCCCUGACUACAACUGGACCUUUCAGCACACGGGCAAAGUGGUGAAGGACGUCAUCAACAUGGGCUCGUACAAUUAUCUGGGCUUUGCAGAGAACACUGGCCCUUGUGCUGACGCUGCUGUUGAGGUCACACACAAGUACGGUGUGGGAGUGGGCAGCACUCGCUGUGAAUUGGGGAACCUGGACAUCCAUGAAGAGAUGGAGCAGUUGAUAGCCAGGUUCCUUGGUGUGGAGUCCGCUAUGGCUUUUGGCAUGGGCUUCGCUACUAAUUCCAUGAACAUUCCUGCUCUUACCGGAAAGGGGUGUCUUAUCUUAAGUGACGAGCUGAAUCAUGCAUCGCUGGUGCUGGGGGCCCGUCUUUCUGGCUCAACAAUUCGAGUCUUCAAGCAUAACAACAUGCAAAGCCUAGAAAAACUCCUGCGAGACGCCAUCGUACAUGGGCAGCCAAGGACCCAUCGGCCCUGGAGAAAAAUUCUCAUUAUUGUGGAGGGCAUUUACAGCAUGGAAGGUUCGAUUGUGCGUCUGCCAGAGGUGAUUGCCCUGAAGAAGCGCUACAAGGCGUACGUGUACCUGGAUGAGGCACACAGUAUCGGGGCUUUGGGGCCUCACGGCAAAGGAGUGGUGGACUACUUUGGCCUCGAUCCCACAGAUGUGGACAUCAUGAUGGGAACGUUCACCAAGAGCUUUGGCAGUGCCGGGGGUUACAUUGGAGGCAAAAAGGAGCUGAUCGAUUAUCUGCGGCAGCACUCCCACAGCGCCCUGUACGCCACCUCGAUGCCUCCUCCUGUGGCCCAGCAAAUCAUCACCUCAAUGAAGAUCAUCAUGGGAGAGGAUGGGACCACAAUGGGUGCAGACCGCCUCCGACAGCUGUCAGAGAACACCACCUACUUCCGCAGGAAACUUCGCGAAAUGGGCGUCAUCAUCUAUGGCAACAAGGACUCACCGGUCGUACCUGUGAUGCUCUACAUGCCUGCUAAAAUUGGGGCGUUUGGUCGAGAGAUGUUGAGGCGAAACAUCGGCACAGUCGUCGUUGGCUUCCCGGCAACUCCCAUCAUCGAAUCGCGAGCACGUUUCUGCAUUUCAGCUGCUCACACCCGGGAAAUGCUCGACACAGUAUUAGAGGCCAUGAAUGAAGUGGGCGACCUUCUGCAGCUUAAGUACUCCAGACAGUCUCCUCCCUCCAUCAGGUGGACAUCUGAGGAAAGCCAACUUCAGGACUGAGCCACAUUGUCCGCCGUUGAGUCUCAAUGUCCAGUCGCCUCCCGCCCCCCAAAUCCAUCCGCAUACUGUUAGUAACAGACCACACCACUCCUCCGUACCUCUUUACAUCACACUUCAAACCUCAGUGGUCUCACCAUCUUCAGAGGCUUGAAACAUUUUGGGGAAUCUACCUGCUCACCGAUAGGAGGUGAAGACCAACAUGCGUCCUUUUGUGCCUGUAUUUUUACGUUUAGACCCUUUCUUUUCCUACCAGACAUGAGCUUUUUAUUCCUGUGAGCACAUUGACUGUACAUGUUAUCCGUGCAAUAGUAGCAGCAUAUCGUAAUGUAAAAAUCAAAAAAAGAAUCCAAAUCUAGAGCCAAGUAUGCCAUGAGACAUUAGUUGUGCACUUAAACAAAAAAAAAAAAGUCAAAACAUGAUGUAUGUAAAUAAGAUUUUUCACAGAUGGCACCGACAGGAGUAACAUAAGCAUGUUCUCCGUAUAUAUUUAUCACACGGAUACCCUACCCUCACUCAGAAAAUCACUUGUACUUGAACAGUGUAGAAUAUCGCUACCCCUGACCAAAGCAAAUAUAUGUAUAGAUCUAUUUUCUACUUUUUCUCUUCAAUUGUAAAGUUCUGAAAGAUUACCAAGUUGUGGGGGCUAGGGGAGAAAGACUACAGGAUAUUUUUUACCGCUUCUUUUGUAGAGAUAUUUUGCAGCCUUAUUUACUGUUUACACCUGCUCUCAAACACUUGAGCCCUCCAUCGUCCUCGUUCCCGCGCUUCAGUUUUGUACAUUUGAACUGUAUGCAUGACGAUACCGCAUAUCCGAUAUACAGAUGUAUUUAUUAUUUAAAAAGUCCGUCUGUGUGCAUAAUGUAACUGUUAUCCGAACGGCAGCUUCGCACGCGUCCCGGUUGGACGCGCACAUUUUUAAUUAUUUGUUUCAUGUCUUGCUUCAGUGCUGACACUACUGACAGGCAUUGUAAAUGCACAGAUGAUGUAGUCACUGAAAUACGCAGUUCUGCUUUGUUUUUCCCCCAUACGCCACCAAAUGUGAUGUUUUUUUUAAUUUUAGGAUGGCAUUCCAAAUUGCUUUUGCUGCACUGUCAAAAAGUCAUUGUGAAACAUUCUGCUUGUCUUUGUGUGUGUUUUUUUUUUUUUUUUUUUUUUUUUUAAAUGUCCCAUUAAUUUAUUGAUAAGAAUUGGAGUUCACUAAAGCCAGUUAGCAGGCAGGCCUUCAUCUGCCAGUGUGAGCAUUCCUGUCACCAGUCAUCCAAGUCAUGUCACACAGGUGUAGACAUUAAUGCUACAGCAGUGCACCGUUUUUCAACUGGAAAUGUCUUACAUUGCAUAUCACUCGUUGUAAUAUCGUUAUUUGUCACCCGCUCGUGAUGCAUCACGUACCAAGAAUGUUACUGUAAUCUGCCGUUGCAGCUCAAACGUGAGCCAGGUUUCUCCUCAAAUGCACACAUGACAUUACUGAUAAACAUACACAACUGCGUCAUUACAAUGUUUUACACUUGAUCUCCAUGUUACACAUGCCAUUGUAUUUACGCUCACUUUUAAAGUAUUCUGAGCAGAUUGUAAAGCCAUUGGUGUACUGUAUGUGUUGCUCCAGCUGUUCUAAACAGAUUAAACCGCUUUCUUUGUAUCAACUUCUGGAAUAUGUUUUGUGUCGCUAAAAAAGCACAACGAUUGUUCAUUUUCAAGCACUUAUUACUCAAAUCGUCCAACAUUUUUCACUGCGAACAUUUUCACAAAGGGUGUUUUCACACACGGUCACUUUCAGACCUGAAGUGGACCAGAACAAGAUUGGGUCCUCUUUGAAAUGAACUUGUCAUACCAAAGCAGAAUAACUGGUUCACUUAAAUGUUUACAUGCAAACCCUCCAAACUUAGAACCAUCUGGAGCUGAUCUCUGUUUGAUUCACUUGCAAUGUGAACAAAGUGAUCCAAAAUGAGUUAUUUUAUUGGCUGAGGCCCAAUCAGACCUGGAAUACACUCGAUCUCAAUUUAAUUAAUUUAAUCUGUGCGUUGUAAACAGAAAAUGAACCCGACUGACUUUACCUGGAAUUGCUAUUGUAUUGAUUGAGACCGAAGCAGACCUGAAGUGAACCUGAUCUCAAUUUGAUUCACUGUAUUUGUGCAAUGUGAACAGAAAGUGAUCCAGGUUGACUUUACCUUGUGUUGCGAUUGUAUUAAUGAAGGCCUAAUUAGACCUCAAGUGAAUCAGAUCUCAAUUUGAUUGACUUAACCUGUGCAAUGUGAACAGAAAGUAAUCCAAAUUUCAUUUACCAUGUAUCGUUAAUAUAUUGAUUGAGGCCCAAUCAGACCUGAAUGAACCCGAUCCCAAUUGGAUUCACUUAAGAUGUGCAAUGUGAACAGAAAGUAAUCCAGAUUGACUUUACCCUAUAUUGCUAUUGCAUAAAGGCCCAAUCAGACCUGACGUGUACCUGAUCUCAAUUUGAUUCACUUAACCUGUGCAAUGGGAACAGAGGGUGAACUCCAAUGACUUUUACUGUGUAUGGAUAUUGUAUUAAGGCCUAAUCAGCUCUGAAGUGGACUGGAUCGCAAUUUGAUUCACUUAACCUGUGCAAUAUGAACAGAAAGUGAUUCCAUCUGACUUCACUUUGUAUUGCUUUUGUAUUGAGGCCCAACCAGACCUGAAUUGAACCAGAUCUCAAUUUGAUUCACCUAACCUGUGCAAUGUGAACAGAAAGUAAUCCAAAUUGAACUUACCAUGCGUUGUUAAAAUAUUGAUUGAGGCCCAAUCAGACCUGAAAUGAACCAGAUCUCGAUUUGAUUCACUUAACCUGUACAAUGUGAACAGUAAGUGAACCCCACUGACUUGACCUUAUAUUGUUAUUGUAUUGAGUCCUAAUCAG
Molecule: messenger RNA, 4690 nt
Organism: Dunckerocampus dactyliophorus (ringed pipefish)
Lineage: Eukaryota; Metazoa; Chordata; Actinopteri; Syngnathiformes; Syngnathidae
Gene: sptlc2b
Product: serine palmitoyltransferase, long chain base subunit 2b
Exons: 12
Coding region: 130-1821 (563 amino acids)
Biological process (GO): ceramide biosynthetic process; sphingosine biosynthetic process
Cellular component (GO): serine palmitoyltransferase complex
Molecular function (GO): pyridoxal phosphate binding; serine C-palmitoyltransferase activity
Source: RefSeq, a predicted model, not a curated record